AUGGUGAGCAUGGUGAGCACAGGACUUAGGGAAGGAGAGGCCUCCAAGGGAUGGAGGGACACCUCCCUGAGCCCCGCUCCCGGCCCCGCCCGGGCUCUGGCCAUCCUGCGGUGGCUCUGCGGAGCGGUGGGGCCCCGGGGUCGCCGUGUUCGGGUGCAAUUCCUCCUCUGCGCGCAUUACUCAGCGCGCUGCAAUGUCUGCCUCGCUCCAGCCGGCGCUGCGGGUCCUCCCAGAGCGCAGCACAAUGGUCUUGUUGUGGGCCUGCAGCCCGGGCGGCAGACGAGCCUCUCGGUGACUCACUCUCUUGCCAUUUCCUUUGUGUGGCUCCCAGGCUGGUCGCUGGAAGGGAGCGGGUGGCUGCGGGCGGGGGGCGGAGACGCGGCGGCCGCUCGCCAGCGCUGCGGCUCCGGGAAGGGGACAGCUCUGGCCGCCGCCCUCGGGCUUUCAUGUGGGCUGGGGGCUCCCGCACGCCCAGAGCCUCCCGAGGCUGCCAGCGUCUGGCGCGGGGACGACAAGAGGUUUGCAGCCGCGCCUGUGCACGACUCAGCGCCCGCGGUGGCGGAGGCACGUGUUCCCCAUCAGGCCUUCCUCCGUUCCUGGUCCCCUAAACGGACACAUCUUUAUGAAAAAGUGAAAAUUAACCAUGGCAGGGAACCUUCGGACGGCUUGCGAAACAGCGCGGGCUGCCAGCCUUUUGGGACCUCCUGUUCAACUGCACUAUUGUGAAGUUAUUGCCCUGGACUGAAGAGGGACCCUUGAGGAUCAAGAGUGCCACUGGCAUCAGUACAUAGGGGCAAAGCCAACACACUGUUUGUAACCACACUGUGGAAAUAAAAGCAUGGAUGAUACAGUGAUGUUACACCUGUUUCUCUUGAACCAGGUUAGCAGGUCACUUAUGAGAACCAUGAUGCAAUGGAUGUGGGGAAUCAUCCCUCCAUGCUGCUAUGUUUUUUGGGGAUUUGCAAAACUUCCCUAGCUGUUGGUCUCAGGGAUGUGAGUAGGCUGGGUGAAGAUCUUUCUUGCCCCUGUCUUUGAGAUGGGCCUCCUAAGCCUUAAGAAAAUUGAGUCUUGCUCAAUGUCCACAGAGAGUAAAUGGGAAGAAGGCAGGUCUUGCUUUCUUCAAUACAUCCUGAGAAUCUAGUAAAUACAUCCUGAGAAUCUAGUAAAAACUAUACCAGGCAUGGUCUCACCAUCACUUACUGGGCUUGUCAGGGAGAUGCACAUGAAAGGAUCACAGGAGGUGGGAGCCAGAGGAAGGAGAUAUUUGGUCUGGCUGUGAUGUCGGGGAAGUCUGUGUAGAGAGGAGACUUUUGAAUGGGGUCAUCAAAGGUGGUUAAGAAUGCUGUCCCUCCCCCCCCCAAAAAAAAGAAAGAAAAAGAGUCUCCUGAAGAUGGAGGGAAGAAAGGAGAACCUGGUGGGGUGGAGGCCAUGGCAGGAAGCAUGACAUCACAUGGUUGACCUUUGGCUAUCCUGUAUUAGUUUUUCCAAUUUUGAGCAAACAGGGACAUAAGAGCACAUGUAAUGGUAUGUGAAGGUGAAGGUCCUAGAAGUCUGUUUAAAACACCAUUCUUAGAAUCUCAUCUCUGUGGUAAUGAACUGAACCUGUGUGAAUUCGAGCAUCAUCAUUGAUUGAACAAAAAACUGGGGUAAUUAUUACAGUAUUAUGAACUGAAUAUUUGUCCCUUUCUGUUGUGGAAGGAUACAGUGGGCAGCCUUUCCAGCA
This is a messenger RNA of Ictidomys tridecemlineatus (thirteen-lined ground squirrel), 1723 nucleotides long. Lineage: Eukaryota; Metazoa; Chordata; Mammalia; Rodentia; Sciuridae. The record is from RefSeq and is a predicted model, not a curated record.